AUGCAAGGGGAGGGUGCUACUAUGCAAUAUACGACAUCUGAGGUCGAGUACUACGGCGAAAACUCUUGCGAUCUUCCAGACACUAAUAUCAUCGAUGUUGGGGAAGCGGCUGAGGAUGUAACUCGGUGGUGGUAUGCGAUUCUAGCUCAACAUGAAGGAUGGAAAGCCAUUGUCAAACGAACCCGCCAUGAUGAAUUUAUCGCUCCGUGGAUGGUGUCGCGAACAUGCGAAACACGCUUUGCUAUCAAACAACAGAGCUUUUCGCCAACAUCCUCAUAUACACCCUUGUCGUCAGAGAAGGCUUUUGAUAUUCUCGCUGAAUUUGCGCGAUUGCAUAAUCUGGGUAGCCAAUUCCCCAUCGCACUUAUGACAGCUAUAACACUACCGACACAUCAAUACUAUAUGUCAACUGUCCAACUGCCAUUUCCAAGAACAACUAGUGGUAAACAGCCCACGACUCCCACGGAUAUUAUUCCAACAAUAUGGUCCAGUCUAAACAAAGAGCUGCCCUAUUACAUGACUUUGAGUUGCAGUCCAGAAGUAAUGAUGUCUACUCUUUGCGGAUCAUUCUGGGAACUCGACGUUCCGUGCAAUCUCGUCGCUCCUUGGCUGCACCCGCUUUUUGAGGAGAUACUAGCAUCUCCCACGGGAAAGGAUUACGAAACACUCGCUUUAAUUGGCGCAAUACGUCGACCCAACAUAGGUGCACUUUGGAUGGGAGCAGCUGCAGGCGGACUAGCCCCAACAAUCAUUGCAAACGUCAGAACAGCCUGUCCACCCCUCGACGCAUAUUCGUUUCCCUGGACAGGCUGUCUUCAAACUUUCAUGGAUAUCGCAGGCUCGGGUUCAUACGCGCACGGAAAUCCGGAACACAUCUCAAGGCCAGAUGUAUGGCGCUUACUACACCUUCCUCAAACCGAAGGUGACGAGCUGCUUUUUCGAAAGAGGCCCCAAACGCCUUGGGAACCUUGGGGAAUAUCGUUACCAAAGGACUGUGCGCUUCGAGUUACUUCGCAUUUGAAAUGUGCUCGACAUGAAUACCAAUACCAUCAUUGGAAUUGUGAACUGCAGGAAGGCGUUAUCCGGGAUGAGGGAUUUACAACAAAAACGGUGACCGAAGAUCCUUGCGACAUGAUCCAUGUCAAAGAGCCGAGACUGUUCCCGAAGAGAGAGCUUGACCAAUUGGCUUCUGAAGAAGCCACGUUGUACAUCUUCCUCUGGUUGAGCAUUAACGGGGAGGGUAAACCGUCAGAGAGUAUCUAUCAAGAUGAAUGGCUUAGAGGUAUUUGGGAGGAGGAGGAAGAUGAUUGGGAAGAUGAGACUGAUGAUCGAGACUCGAAAGGGCUCAUUGGUCUUGAAGAUCGAGUGAGAGCCUGGCUUGAUUCAAUUGGCUGA
This is a messenger RNA of Penicillium griseofulvum, 1395 nucleotides long. RefSeq lists its product as uncharacterized. The transcript has a single exon. The record is from RefSeq and is a predicted model, not a curated record. Lineage: Eukaryota; Fungi; Ascomycota; Eurotiomycetes; Eurotiales; Aspergillaceae. Bases 1 to 1395 code for a protein of 464 amino acids.